GGUUCAGUUUUUCACUUCCCGGCCCCCAUCCGGGCAGACCAAAGUCCUCUAGCUGUGAAAACAUUUGAUUUCCUUUGAAUAAUUUCCUGCCUGGUUUUCUGGGCUGGUGGCAGCCGACCAGCGGGAUGAAUCCUGGCCAAAUUCUACAAGAUGCCCCCGUCCGAAAAAUUGCCAUCUUUGGCGGCACACACGGCAAUGAGCUGACCGGGGUGUUCCUGGUUAAAUCUUGGCAGGAAGACGGAGCAGAGAUUGAAAGAGCCGGGGUGCAGGUACGGCCUUUCCUGGCUAACCCCCCAGCUGUGGAAAAAUGCUGCCGAUAUAUAGACUGUGACCUGAACCGGGUGUUUGAUUCCGAAAGUCUCGGCAGAGACCUCACGGACAACGUCCCCUAUGAAGUCAGAAGGGCUCAGGAAAUCAAUGGCUUAUUCGGUCCGAAGGGCCGGCCUGAGGCUUACGACCUCAUCUUUGACCUUCACAACACCACCGCUAACAUGGGUGGGACCCUCAUCCUAGAAAAUUCCAGCGAUUGCCUGGCCAUUCAGAUGUGCCAUUAUAUACAGGAGGCUGUGUCGCCAGACAGGUGUCCGGUCUUACUUCUUGAGCAUCCUAAUUUGAAAUACGCCACCACCCGGUCGAUAUCAAAGCAUCCAAUUGGUGUUGAAGUUGGUCCACAGCCCCAAGGAGUCCUGAGGGCCGACAUUUUGGCUAAAAUGAGGAACAUCGUUCGACACGGGCUGGAUUUCGUUGCCAAAUUCAACGCAGGUCAGGAAUUCCCUCCGUGCACUAUUGAGAUUUAUAAACUAUUGGAGAAAGUUGACUAUCCCAGAAACCCAAAAAAUGAGAUUAUGGCUGUCAUUCACCCUGAUUUACAGGACCGAGACUGGUGGCCGCUAAAUCCAGGUGAUCCCAUGUUUUUGACUCUGGAAGGAAGGACAAUUGCAUACGACGGAGAAGUGACAGUGUACCCAACCUUUGUGAACGAGGCCGCGUAUUACGAAAAGCAACAAGCCUUCAUAAAGACGGUGAAAGAAAAAUUGAGCGCCAAAGGGCUCCAAGUGUCUUAAACCAGGAUGGUUUGUUCAGGUCCUCUAAAGUGCCAGCAAAUAUUUGGCAUUUCUCAUCCAAGGUGGCCCAAGGACAUCAUAGAUCCUAGACCAGUGGUUCUCAACCUGUGGGUCGGGACCCCAUUUGGGGUCGAAUGACCAUUUCACGGGUGUCACCAAACCAUGCUGUCCGCCAUUUUUUUCCCUUUUCCCUAGCUGUCCUACUCCCUCUUAUUGGUGGCCACACCCACUUAGGGGUCACCGCAACAUGGGGAACUGUAUUAUGGGGUCACGGCAUUAGAAAGGUUGAGAAUCACUGUCCUAGACCAAAAAUUCAAUUUACCAUUGUAAAAAAUAGAGAGCACUUACUCAGAAAACAAUGCAAACUACCAGAAUAGAACAGAAUAGAAUAGAAUAGAAUGGAAUAGAAUAGAAUAGAAUAGAACAGGACUUUUCAACCUUUUCACCCAUUGUACCACUUUUAGGAUAUGGCAACAUCCGAGGACCACCAGUCGCCU
This is a messenger RNA of Crotalus tigris (Tiger rattlesnake), 1561 nucleotides long. RefSeq names its product aspartoacylase (gene ASPA). NCBI's taxonomy places the organism in Eukaryota, Metazoa, Chordata, Lepidosauria, Squamata, Viperidae. The record is from RefSeq and is a predicted model, not a curated record. The coding region runs from base 126 to 1064 and encodes 312 amino acids. The transcript is spliced from 6 exons. Gene Ontology annotation, molecular function: hydrolase activity, acting on carbon-nitrogen (but not peptide) bonds, in linear amides; hydrolase activity, acting on ester bonds.